Asparagus officinalis (garden asparagus) is the source of this 528-nucleotide messenger RNA. RefSeq lists its product as uncharacterized. Lineage: Eukaryota; Viridiplantae; Streptophyta; Magnoliopsida; Asparagales; Asparagaceae. The record is from RefSeq and is a predicted model, not a curated record. The transcript has 2 exons. Bases 46 to 528 code for a protein of 160 amino acids.
GUUUACGAUGGUAAAUAUUACCUAUGUGACGCUGGAUACACCACAAUGCCAGGUUUCAUAUCCCCGUAUCGCGGUGUCCGAUAUCAUUUAAAAGAGCACACCGGUAGGACACCAAAGAAUAGGAAGGAGUUGUUCAAUUUAAGGCAUUCAUCUUUAAGAUCAAAAAUUGAGUGCACAUUUGGGAUACUGAAGAAUCGGUUUAAAAUUCUUGCGGGGAAGCCGAAUUAUCCAUUUCCCACUCAAGUGGACAUUGUACUAGCGUGUACUGUGUUGCACAACUUUAUUGCCUUGGAGGAUCCGGAUGAUGAUAUUUUAAAUGAAAAUGUUGAAAUUGAUGAAGAUACUGGGGAAGAGACAAAUGAGGACGAAUCAAAUGUGAUGGACUAUACUCAAAGUAGGACACAAAGAGAGGAUCGAGAUGUUAGAAAUGAAUGGAAGGAGUUACGAGAUCAAAUUGCUUGGGCGAUGUGGGUGGAUUAUUGUGCAAAGUACAAUGGUGGUAACACAAUGGAGAGCGGUUUAACUUAG